Messenger RNA from Bipolaris oryzae ATCC 44560, 291 nucleotides. RefSeq lists its product as uncharacterized. The record is from RefSeq and is a predicted model, not a curated record. Bases 1 to 291 code for a protein of 96 amino acids. The transcript has a single exon. NCBI's taxonomy places the organism in Eukaryota, Fungi, Ascomycota, Dothideomycetes, Pleosporales, Pleosporaceae.
AUGGCAUUACAUGCUAUCGUAGUACUAACCGCCUCGCUAAGAGACGCGAAAAGAAGAGACUGGCAUCGUGAUGCGCAGUUGACCGCCCAGACAAGAGAGGAAAGAAAAGAAAUAAAGAAACAAGAGUCGAGUCCGAGAGAGCCACCCAGUCUUGGUUUUUUCCCAAGUGAGGAUAUUGGUGGUAAGAAAAAUACAAAUGAAAAUGAAAGUCGAGGGUACGAGUGGCCCACCAGGAAAACCCCUAGCUCAACGGCACCCCAACGCCACACGCUCAACGUAUGCGAAUAUUAA